Molecule: messenger RNA, 492 nt
Organism: Xylona heveae TC161
Lineage: Eukaryota; Fungi; Ascomycota; Xylonomycetes; Xylonales; Xylonaceae
Exons: 2
Coding region: 147-443 (98 amino acids)
Source: RefSeq, a predicted model, not a curated record
AUCUUUGUCUGCGUCCACGUUGGCGGGUAUUUGUAUCCGAGUAUAUGUUAUUUAGGAUUUAUGAUGAUAGAGCGCGGGGUAUCUGUUUGAUGUGGUUGAAUGAUUUACUAAUAUGCCCCCUUUGAUGGUCAAGCACUGGAGAAUGCAUGCCUCGUUUCCUUGCCCCUAUCUUUUCUUACUAUUAUUUUUUUCUCUUUCUUUUCCUCUCUCCCUUCCACGCUUCCCCGCUUCUUUUCCUCCUUUCUCAUUUUUUUCCUUUUCUGCGUGAUAGGUUUCUACCCUUUUAUGGACUAUUGGCCUUUUAUAUAGUAUCCCCCAUUACCUCUUCAGAGCCUUUAUCAUAUCAUCAACAUCAUCAACAACAACAACAACAACAACAACAACAAUAUCAAAUUUUCAACAUUAACAUUGUCACUGUUACUUUGAUGAUGAUGAUGAUAUAGACGUGAUUGUCGUACUGUAGCCUGCUCGAACAAGCAAUAAAUUGAAUGU